CUUCGUAUUCCACCAACUUCCGUUUCCCCUUCUCCCCCCGCCCGCUCCAAAACCUCUUCGCCGGCGGCCAUGGCGUACCUCCCGCCCCACAAGCGCCACCCCAGCUCCACCGCAUCCGCGCCCACCCCGAAUCCGCCCCCUCCGUCCCUCUCCUCCUCCCUCCGCUCGCUCUCCCUCUCCUCCCCGCGCGGCCGCGGCCGUGGCGCCGGCGGGCGCCACUCGCGCCCUUCCAACAAGAUCAUCCACGCCGCCGGCUGCGUAUCCCGCUGGUCCACCCUCCCGCCCUUCUCCUCUGGCCCCGAAGACGGCGACGACGAGGAGCCCACCCUCCGCCUCGAGCCCUUCCCCUGCGACCCCAUCGAGCGCAAGACUGGCGCCAAGCCCCUCGCCCUCGUCGCCUCCGCCCCAGGACAAGGCUCCUCCGGCUCCACGGUGGCCGCGGUCACCGCCAUCGCCGAGAGGUUCUUGCCCGACCUCCUCGCCGCCGCGGAGAGGGCCAAGGCGAGCUACGUGUCCAAUGAGGAAGAGUUGGUGAAGCUGAGUCUCGUGGCCAGGGUGGGAAAGGUGCUCUUCCAGUCCCAGCCAGGUGGAUCGCCCGUCUCCUUGGACACACUACGCAAGGCCGCGAAAUCAGGGGAAUAUGGUUCCAAGAGCCAGUUGCAUAAAUCGUUCUACACGAAUGUGCCUGGUGAGUAUCUGAAUGAUAUGGAGCUAUCCGUGGUGAAGAGGAUGGGGCUGGAGUUUGAUUCGUCCAAGGAGCACUAUCAUGUGAAGGUGUUUGACAAGCACCAAAGUGACUCUACAAUAUCUUGCAAAUGCACCGUGGAAGAAGAUGGGAGCCUUGUUAUCCAUAAGGUUGAAUGGAAUCAGGUACGGCACUUGGUGGAAGACAUUUCCUGUCUUUUCAAAGGUCUUGAUCUAAGGCUGAUGUUAUGUACAAAAAGGAUCCUGAAAACCCCAGAUUCUGAAGUGGAAAAUGCUUUAAAGAGCUUGGUGUCUUCUGCUGUUAUUGAUCCUGAUGUGAAAGGGGGACUUAGAUGGCCACUCGGGAAAGAGUCCAUUGGUGAGAGGUUCAGCAUAGUUGGGGUGUGGCACACGAACUAUAAGGCUUUCAGAAAUGAAACCCUGAGGCUCAAGUUGAGGCAUGCUGACCGAUUUGAUCACCGGAGCUCAACUGGUGAAGUUUCCAAUGAAGUUACCUUCAAACUAGUCGGCAUGUCUCGUAGACUGGAGGAUGUUGAUCCAGAUGAAGCCUCUCUGAAGGAGAUGUUGGAGUCUGCGGUUAAAAUGGUCUGGGACAAUGCUUUGAACUACAAGAUUGCGCCUUGAGCACAGCGGCUAUGUUGACAAGUAAAUGGUUCGAUGGUGAAGCUUGACUGUGUCUUGGAGCUCCAACGGGGGUUGAUUUCUUUCAGCCCUUCUGUAUAUAUAUAUAUAUAUAUCUUUCGUUCAUGGUAUGUGACGUUGGCACCCGAUUAGGAAUGCUACUUGUGAGUUGCAACUUCAGACCCCUGAUUCAAGCUUGGCCCUACGAUGGGGUUGAUAGUUGCAUCGCGUGUCGACUGGUUGCUUGCACCAUGUCAUGUGAUUGGUAUCGGCAAGUCAUGAAUCUCCACCGUGUUUUCCCCACCUCGGUUACAAGGAAGAUGCGCUUGUGCUCAUAGUUCACCCACAUGCGAGCAUGCAUCCUGUCAAAUACCUAGAUGGCUUUAGUUGGUCACGUCACGCGGAAAGAACAACCUCGCCUUGUAAGAGAGCUCGUAGGCACCAUGGAGCCCUAUGGGCCCACCUGUCGUUGUAGAGCACACCUGUCGUUGUAGAUCUUGCAAAAUCCAGCGAGCUCCAGGGAUUGGCAAGGAUGAGACACGAGAAGCAACAGAAAAAGGGCGGGGGAUGGUAAGCGUCGUUGUAACACAGCAUCGGAUUUUUCUUUUAAUCCUUGCCUGUGUGGUUUGCUA
Molecule: messenger RNA, 1958 nt
Organism: Panicum hallii
Lineage: Eukaryota; Viridiplantae; Streptophyta; Magnoliopsida; Poales; Poaceae
Exons: 6
Coding region: 70-1329 (419 amino acids)
Source: RefSeq, a predicted model, not a curated record